Molecule: messenger RNA, 2252 nt
Organism: Carya illinoinensis
Lineage: Eukaryota; Viridiplantae; Streptophyta; Magnoliopsida; Fagales; Juglandaceae
Product: lysophospholipid acyltransferase 1-like
Exons: 8
Coding region: 650-2038 (462 amino acids)
Biological process (GO): phospholipid biosynthetic process; lipid modification; triglyceride biosynthetic process
Cellular component (GO): membrane; endoplasmic reticulum
Molecular function (GO): acyltransferase activity
Source: RefSeq, a predicted model, not a curated record
GGUUCUGAACAGAGAAGGCUGUUUGUAACCUAGUUAAUGGAGAUUGGAGAUGGUUGGAGAGCCGGAACAGUUAUUAGCUAAGGAAGAGAUCAGUAUAGUAGUUGCUCAGUUGCUGUAGCAUCAAGAUUCAAAGAUUUCAACAGUUUUGUACGUUGGGCCGCACGUGAACAGCUCACCAUUGAGAGAGCGGGGGGUAGGGGGACUGUCACUUUAACAGCUUCUCGGGAAUAGGGCCCUGGCUCUAGUUCUUCGAAGUGAGAAUGAAUUGCCGGCGAUAAUCCUGGGCUAGGACGAGGGAGUGGCGACAAGGAAGUUUUUUUGUUUUUUUGGUUUUUGAGAGCGAUUUUUCGACGAUUUCGAAGUUUCAUCAAGACGAAAGCGACAUUCCCCACUCGCAUAUACUGCCCGGGAGAUCCUCAUCCUCGACUGGCCACCAAUCGAACUCCGAUGUGGACAAACGGUCAGGGGUAUUGCGGUAGUUUCGGAUAGUUGUAGUAUACAGAUCAGACCAUAUAGUUGUUGCUAUAUAUUUGUUCGUACUUUUCCAGAGUCGUCCCUCCAGAAAAUCCAAGCAAAGAGAUUUGAUUCAGGAACCCGAAUUUGAGUCACGCUCAGACUCCGGCCCAAAACAGAGUGAACUUGAUUAGCCAUGGACCUGGACAUGGGAGCCAUGGCUGCCGCGAUUGGGGUGUCGGUCCCGGUGCUCCGGUUCCUCCUCUGCUUCGCGGUCACCAUACCCGUCAGCUUUCUCUGGAGGUUCGUCCCAGGCCAAGUCGGCAAGCACCUUUACUCAGCCUUCUCGGGCGCUGUGCUCUCCUACCUUUCAUUCGGAUUCUCUUCCAAUCUGCACUUUUUGGUCCCCAUGCUGUUGGGUUACACUUCCAUGGUCCUAUUUCGCUCUCGGUGUGGCAUCAUCACGUUCUUCCUGGGAUUCGGCUAUCUCAUUGGCUGCCACAUGUAUUACAUGAGCGGUGAUGCAUGGAAGGAAGGAGGUAUUGAUGCCACUGGAGCGUUGAUGGUGUUAACUCUUAAAGUCAUUUCAUGUGCAAUAAAUUACAAUGAUGGGCUGUUAAAAGAGGAAGGCUUGCGUGACACUCAAAAGAAAAAUAAGUUGAUUGAGUUGCCCUCAUUGAUUGAGUACUUCGGUUAUUGCCUCUGCUGUGGUAGUCACUUUGCUGGUCCAGUAUAUGAAAUAAAGGAUUAUCUUGACUGGACCGAAGGAAAGGGGAUUUGGAGCCAUUCAGAGACAGGACCGUCACCAUCACCAUAUUGGGCCACAGUUAGAGCCCUUGUUCAAGCUGCUUUUUGCAUGGCCUUGUAUCUGUACCUGGUACCUCAGUUUCCUUUGUCCCAGUUUACCGAUCCCAUAUACCAAGAAUGGGGAUUCUGGAAACGGAUGUUUUACCAAUACAUGUCUGGCUUUACAGCACGCUGGAAAUAUUACUUCAUCUGGUCAAUUUCAGAGGCCUCUAUCAUUAUUUCUGGCCUGGGUUUCAGUGGCUGGACUGAAUCAUCUCCGCCAAAGCCAUGCUGGGAUCGUGCCAUAAAUGUUAACAUUCUAGGUGUUGAGUUGGCAAAGAGUGCAGUGGAGCUGCCACUUGUGUGGAAUAUACAAGUCAGCACCUGGCUGCGUCAUUAUGUUUAUGAGAGACUCGUUCAGAAGGGGAAAAGGCCUGGUUUCUUUCAAUUGCUAGCUACACAGACUGUCAGUGCUGUUUGGCAUGGAUUAUAUCCUGGGUACAUCAUAUUCUUUGUUCAGUUAGCAUUGAUGAUUGCUGGUUCAAGAGUCAUUUUCAGGUGGCAGCAAGCUGUGCCUGGCCUGAUUAAGAAGCUACUGGUGUUUUUAAACUUUGCUUGCACACUUUUGGUUCUAAACUACUCCUGUGUUGGUUUCUUGGUAUUAAGCCUGCACGAAACACUUGCAUCAUAUGGAAGUGUAUAUUUUGUUGGAACCAUUCUUCCCAUAGUAUUGAUCCUCCUUGGUAACGUAAUUAGACCUACAAAGCCAGUCAGAUCUAGAGCUCAAAAAGAACAGUGAGGUAGGAAAGGGCUUUAUCUUCUCUUUACAAUGCUGUAGAUGAGAUUAGGAGAUUGGAAGAGCACUGUUGCCCAUGGUUUCACCUUCAUCUUGGCGAUCCAUGAUGGCAUGUAACCUCUGAUCUCAGCUGUGGAGCCUCUUCACUUUGGCUUCAGUGUUAAGAUUUUUGCUUUAAAUUGUUUAAAUUCCAACCACUUGGUUAGGCCUUCAGAUA